AUGGCCGGCCGCCGUUUGGCAGCGGAGUUUGAAAGGUUUUGCAGAGAAAAUGAGAUAAAGCAUAUUCUAGCUCCUCCUUAUCAUCCGAGCUCCAAUGGACAGGCAAAGCGGAUGGUUGGAAUAGUGAAGAAUUGGUUAAGAAAGGCAAAGUACGGGAAAGGAGAGGUAUGGGUAUCUGUGGCGUACUAUAAUAAUAGUAGGAAGGGAGAGGAGAUGUCGCCGUCAGAGAAAUUUUUAGGACGCAGAACGAGGAUUGGGUUGGAUGCUUUAAAGUCGAGGUCAGAUAAGCCAGAAAUGGAACGUAAGGAGGAUAAUACAGUGAAGUUCACGGUGGGACAAACAGUGUGGGCCCGAGUAUAUGGGGAAAGGAAAAAGUGGCAGUCCGGAAUAGGGAUGGAAAACGUGGGGAAGAAAUUGAGUAAGGUCCAGUUUCAGGAUGGAAAAGUGGGCAUGCGGCAUCAAGACCAAUUACGUAGAGGGGUCGACCCGGAGCAGCAAUAG
Gordionus sp. m RMFG-2023 is the source of this 501-nucleotide messenger RNA. RefSeq lists its product as uncharacterized. NCBI's taxonomy places the organism in Eukaryota, Metazoa, Nematomorpha, Gordioida, Chordodea, Parachordodidae. The record is from RefSeq and is a predicted model, not a curated record. The transcript has a single exon. Bases 1 to 501 code for a protein of 166 amino acids. Gene Ontology annotation, biological process: DNA integration. Gene Ontology annotation, molecular function: nucleic acid binding.